AUGGCAGAUAAAAUGCUGUAUAACCUGCCAACAUUGACAAAGGAAAACUAUCAAAGAUGGAAAUUUGAUAUAAAAGCAGCAUUAGAAUCGAUUGAGGUCUUAGACAUUGUUGAUGGAUCUACAAUUUGUCCAGCUCUUCUACCCGACAACUCAAAUGCCAACGAAAACUUGAAGUCUAUAGGAGAAAAGAUUACUGAAGCCGCACUUAUUGCAAAAAUAAUAAAUGAUCUACCAAAGGAGUAUGAUUUUUUCAGGCAGUCAUAUCGCAUUGCAGCUGCUGCAGAAACUGUGUUAACUUUAAGUAAUAUACAGGCACAAUUACAAGUAAUUGAGCAGGAUGUAAAGAAUAAUGGUAAUUCUAAUGACGUAGGAGAAGCCUUAGUAACUAAGUUUUCUGAAGCGAAGAAGCAAAAUCAAAAAAAGAAUUGUAAUGAUAAAGAAAAACGAGAUGGUUCAAAAAUGGUGGCUAAAGGACGUGGAACAGUUGUCGCUGAGCUAUUUAAUGAAAUAAACUGGAAUCAACGAGAAAUAUUAAACGUAUUAUGGGUACCGAAUUUAUGUGAGGAAGGCUUGAUUAGUCUAGGAGUACUCACUGAGCGAGGAUUCACAGUUGAAUUAAAAGUUCAUCUUGAUGUUAAAACUGCAUUUUUGUACGGCAAACUAGAAGAAGAAUUGUACCUAAAACAGCCUGAAGGUUUUACAUGCAUUAAUGAUGGCACAAAUCAAGUUUGUAGACUGAAAAAGGGUCUUUAUGGCCUAAAACAAGCUUCAAGAACUUGGAAUAAGAAACUAAAUAAGUUUCUAGAAGAUUUUGGCUUGAAACGUGUAACCUCUGACCAAUGCGUCUACUUCAUGAGGACUGAUGGAGUUAUUGUCAUACUUGGAAUCUAUGUAGAUGAUGGAGUUCUCUGCA
Nylanderia fulva is the source of this 913-nucleotide messenger RNA. Lineage: Eukaryota; Metazoa; Arthropoda; Insecta; Hymenoptera; Formicidae. The record is from RefSeq and is a predicted model, not a curated record.